Molecule: messenger RNA, 2305 nt
Organism: Trichogramma pretiosum
Lineage: Eukaryota; Metazoa; Arthropoda; Insecta; Hymenoptera; Trichogrammatidae
Product: UDP-glucuronosyltransferase 2B17-like
Exons: 5
Coding region: 129-1703 (524 amino acids)
Molecular function (GO): UDP-glycosyltransferase activity
Source: RefSeq, a predicted model, not a curated record
UCAUCUUUCAUCGAUCAAAUCUAUAUUGUGCUUACUUGUGAGCUUUGUGUAUCAAAUACGAAUAACUUAUAUUUUAAAAAGCAAACAUUUUCUCAGAGUUUUAAAGAUUAUUUACGAGUGCAGCAAUUAUGAAUUGUUUCGGCUUUCAGAUGAUAAUUUUUUGUCUCGUUCUUUUCAUCGAGACAUGUGUGAGUGUUGCCAGUGAUCAUUUUAAUAUUUUGGCGCUGUUUCCAUACUCGGGAAAGAGUCACUUCGACGUUGUUGAACCACUCUUGGACGAAUUGACCCUCAGGGGUCACAAUUUAUCCGUAUAUAGUCAUUUUCCUAAGAAGGAAUCUCUGGCAAAUUAUCAUGACUUUUAUAUUGGCUCGAACUCGUCGAAAGGAAUCAACGUGAUCGAUUUAAACAGUGUGAAGGAAUCUUAUCAACUCGUCAAGAUGGUAGAUUUUUUCGAACUUGGUUUGGAGCAAAUAUGUCGUCGAGGUCUCUUGCACCCGCACAUUCAGAAUCUCUUGAAGUCGACGGACCAGUACGAUCUCGUGAUAAGCGAGAUGUUUCAUACGGACUGCUUCGUGCCGUUCGCGGAAAAAUUCCAAGCUCCGCUGGUGCUGGUACGUACCUCGGCUAUGGCCGCGUGGCUGUCGGCUCGCACCGCUAAUCCUCACAAUCCGAGCUACGUGCCAGGAACGACCUCGGGCCUUCCGACGCGCAUGAGCUUCGCUCAACGGCUCGCCAAUACUCUCGACUUCGUCUUGUACAAUGUCCUUUAUCAAAUAUAUGACGCAAAGGGCGAACGAUUGGCCAGACAAUACUUUGGCGAAGCCAUGUCACCGCUGCAGAGCACAGCGGCCCGAGCGAGUCUGUUUUUGAUCAAUUCACAUUUCGUGUCGCAGUAUGCAAAACCGACGCUGCCCAACGUCAAGGAGAUCGCUGGUCUACAUCUAAAAGAUGCGAAACCCUUGUCCCAGGACUUGGAAAGUUGGAUGAGCAGCGAGUACGGAGUUGUUUAUAUGAAUCUCGGUUCAAUGAUUAAACCCUCGACGAUGGAUAAAGACAAGAGAGAUGCAUUUUUGCGGGUUUUUGCGGAGCUGCAUCCUGUCAAGGUACUUUUGAGAUGGGAUAGCAGUGGACUGGAAAUAGUUCUGCCUCAGAAUGUCAAGCUAAUCGAAUGGGCGCCACAAAACGAUAUUUUACAUCACCCAAAUGUGAAGCUGUUUAUCGGACACGCGGGAAUGUUGGGAAUCAUUGAAGCCAUCCAUGCUGGUAUUCCCAUGGUAAUGAUUCCCAUGUUUGGCGACCAGGAGUCGAAUGCAAUGAUCUCACAAGAAAAAGGCUUGGGACUGGUACUACAGUACUACGACAUAAAUUACGACUCACUCAAUCUCACCAUUCGUGAAGUACUUUUUAAGAAAAAGUACUACGAUACGGCAAAAAUACUAUCUCAAGCAUUUCGAGAUCGACCAAUGACGGCGCGAGAAGAAGCUGCAUUUUGGGUGGAAUACGUGGCUCGUCAGAGACAGACGAUCGAUUCGCUGAUGCAUACGCCGAGUCGCGAUCUCUACUUUCAUCAGUACUUUUUGCUCGACGUCGUCGCUUUUCUCGCAUCUUUACUCGUUAUGACGCUUUGGCUGAUCUCUAUGGCUGCGACAAAGAUCCGUCGACUCUUUGGCACGUUGCAACGAAAGCAUUUAAAGACCCAGUAAAGAUUACAGUGCGAUCGGAUGCUGCACCCUCACAUGUGCAACACUCGUAGGACGUGCGUCAAACUGGUUUUAGGCGAAAUUGCCUGGCCGCAGUGCGCAAAUAUUUUUCCACCAUUACUCUGGCUCGGAACGUGUGCGCGCGCGCCCAUAUGCAGCUAUACAGUACGACAGAUAACGCAAAAAGUUCAGUUUUGAUUGUUACGACUACGCGCUUUUACCGCGUGUACACGAGUCGUUAUCGACUACAUGAGCCUUCAGUAUGGAUUUUUGGUCUAUCAUAAAUGUGUGCGUGGGUGCAGGCUCGCGUGUCUAUAUGUGUUCGAGGCAGUUCGAGAGGGAGAGAGAUAAAUUCGCUUUUGAUGGGACGGUAUUGUUUUUUGGCGAAAUAUUGUGGUUUUGUGCGAACAAAUGUUUGCUGAUUCGUCGAAAAAUAAAUCCAAUCAUUCGUCUAUUUAUGCCAGCUUUACGAACGUAUCUCUCAUAUAAUUUUCACAUUUAAAGCUAGUUAUUGAUAUUGCAUUUAAUUAGAAAAUAAGAAUGUGCCACAAUUUUCCAUGCUUCCUGUUACAAUUAAAAUAUAGACAUUCGUUUUUCAUGGAAGA